CCCCCUGCCCUCGCCAUGCCCAGAGCCUUCCUGGUGAAGCGCCGGAGCCCGCAGCCGGCGGUGCGCAGCUGGGAUGGGCUGCCCGACGAGGAGAGAGCCGACACCUACAUCCCAGGCGGGAUCGGCUGCGUGCUGCUGGGCUACGAGGACAGCUGCAGCCUGGAGAGCAGCGGGAGUAGCGGAACCCGGGACGCGGAGCCCAGCGACCCCCCGACCCCCCAGCCCGCCCCCGGCGACUUGGGCACGGCCGGGGGGAUGCUGCUGGACCUGGCCGUCAAGCGCCCCGUGAUCAGGUCGAAAAUCAAGUUCACCACUGGUACCUGUAACGAUGCUACGGUGCACAGCUGUGAGCUGUGUGGCAAGGGCUUUCGCUUGCAGCGGAUGCUGAACCGUCACAUCAAGUGCCACAGCCAGGUGAAGAGACACUUGUGCACCUUCUGUGGAAAAGGCUUCAACGACACCUUUGAUCUGAAAAGACACGUCCGGACCCAUACUGGAAUUCGUCCUUACAAAUGCGAGGUUUGCAACAAAGCCUUUACCCAGCGGUGCUCCCUGGAGUCCCACCUGAAGAAGAUUCACGGCGUGCAGCAGCAAUACGCCUACAAACAGAGGCGAGAUAAACUUUACGUGUGCGAAGACUGCGGCUACACGGGCCCCACGCAGGAGGACCUGUACCUGCACGUCAGCAAUGUUCACCCUGGAAGCGCUUUCCUGAAAAAAACCUCAAAAAAACUUGCAGCGGUUUUGCAAAACAAACUGAGCCCUGUCCUGCAGAGGAACUCCAAAGAUGAUGAUGACAAAGACGAGUAACACAGUGGAUUACAGUGGUCUAAAGGAAUGAAGUUUACAUGUAGGACUAUAUGUAUAUUAUUAUUUUUUUUUUUUAAACAGUUUUGAAAGAAACCCCUCAAAUGAAAGGGAUGUUUUUUGUCAACGGGACUCUCUUGAUGUUGGUAGAACCUCAACUUGAAAGAAAUAUUCCCAUAUACGAUGCCAACAUCAGACUUUUUUAUCUGGCUAGAAAAAAAUUGGAAAACUUGGAGGAGGCUCUCACCUCUUGGAUGGAGUAUUUACUGAACUGACAUUCAGGCAACCUGUUUUCCGUUUCAGCUCUACCACACAUCCAGGUGGCCACUGACAAAUAGCGUGCUUGGUAAAGACAACAACCAUUACCUCCCGUACAAAUUCCUUUGGAGAGGUUUGGGUGAAAAGUGCUGUGUAAGAGCAGCUACUAGUACAUUGUUCUAUGCAAAAUGAAUCAAAAUUAUCUUAGAACAGGAGUGCACUGUGCUGGUAAAGAAAAAAAAGCACAAAUACCUGCCCUCUGUGCAGCAACCUAACAAAUUAUGGAGGUGUGAUCCAAGGUGAGCUGAAACUUUUUUUACAGGCUGUGGAACUUUUUAUUCUCAAACUUUCUCUACCAGCAAAUUGCCUUAUUCCAGGGCAGACUUCUGGUCACGUUUUAGGUACGUCAAGCUGUGAACACGUUUUAUCACGUUUAGAUUUCAGUGUAAACUUAAUUCUGAUGUUCCCAGACUUGAUACGCUCACUUUGGGGAUUAUUACCACAUCCUUUUACAAUACAUCAGUAUCACCCCAGAAACCCAAAGGAAUGACUUGAAGAUGUGUAUUUUUCCCUCAUGACAAAAUGCAAUUUUUAAUGUAUUUUAUGGUGCGUAUGUGUGCGUGUGUGUUCAUUUAGGGAUUUUUUUUUCUUUUUAAUGGUCUGUUCACUAAUACAACAGAGCAGUGCAACGCAGUUAAGAGGGAGACUUGGCCUGUCCCUGACUCAUGAGAUCAGGCACAGAUCUGGUCCCUUGUCUGUAACUGAUAUCAGUUUAGAAGGCUCUUCAUGAGACUUACGCUACAAGGGAAGGAGGUGGCGAUGAUGAUGAGGGACUGGCAUGAUGUCUCUGUGCAUUUAGAACUCACCCUAUAGUUCUGCCCCAGCUCCUGUUGAUCCAGGACAACCAAGAGGGUAGCCUAUUUGGAAUACUGAGUGUGACUUUAGGGAUUUAAACAAAUGGGGAGAGGGAUGCCCAUAUAAUUCAUGUUGCUGAAACCACCUGACACUUUUAACUCUUCAGAAGCUGCUGCAGCCCUUACUGGGCACCUGAAUGACUGUAGUAGGAGGAACAGGGAGGGGUGUUAACUCCCUCUGCAACCACAAGGUUCUCUGGUCCAAGUGCAUGUUAUUCCUCUGUCUCCUAACUCAAUGGACACAGCCACUAAACAGGUUUUACAU
Messenger RNA from Apus apus (common swift), 2244 nucleotides. RefSeq names its product ovo like zinc finger 2 (gene OVOL2). NCBI's taxonomy places the organism in Eukaryota, Metazoa, Chordata, Aves, Apodiformes, Apodidae. Gene Ontology annotation, molecular function: RNA polymerase II cis-regulatory region sequence-specific DNA binding; DNA-binding transcription factor activity, RNA polymerase II-specific. Gene Ontology annotation, cellular component: nucleus. The transcript has 4 exons. The coding region runs from base 16 to 810 and encodes 264 amino acids. Gene Ontology annotation, biological process: epidermal cell differentiation; regulation of transcription by RNA polymerase II. The record is from RefSeq and is a predicted model, not a curated record.